CACUUCCAUCUUUGACCGUGCCGACAGUUGUCUUCCCAAAAUAGCCCACGCUCACACGGCCUUAUAUGUGCAGGCCUCCAGCAUGUGCCUGAGAAGGCAUCAUGUAUCUAGGCCACACAAUACAGGCUGCAGGCUCAUUGUUGCUGCCUACCAGCCGGCCUGUCGCUCCGAGGCCCCUCUGUGUGUCCCUGGAGAGCUCACCAUGCACCUCACCCAGCUCAACCACGAGUGUCUCCUCCACCUUUUCUCCUUCCUGGACAAGGACAAUCGCAGGAGCUUGUCCCUCACCUGUCACCAGCUGCGCCGGAUCUUCGUGGACCCCUGCCUCUGGAGUCUUCUCCACUUCAGCUCGCCGUGUCAGCUGACGAGGGACAACUUUGUGCUGGGACCCUCGCUGCGGUACUUGACUAUUUGCUGGUUCUCCAGCAGAGUUCAAGUGUGCAACAUCGAGGACUGGCUGAAGAGUUCGUUUCAGAGGGACAUCUGCAGCAAACACGAGACCCUGGUCAGCGCUUUCCUGGCCCAUGUCUGCUACAUGUGUCCCAACCUGCUGGAGUUGAACCUCUCUGGCUGCGGCCACAUCACCGACUGGGAUGUGGUCACCGUGCUGCAGAGCUGCACGAGGCUGCGCCGCCUCCACCUGGAGAACUGCGUCCGCAUCACCGACCGCAGCCUGGUUGGCGUGGUGGACCACGGAGACGAUCUGGAGGAGGUGAAGGUGGACUUUUGCCGGAACAUCACUCAGGCGGGGCUGCAGGCAGCCAGGGAGAGGAGGCCCGGCGUCCAGCUGACGGCAGAGAGAAGCGCCGACAUGAUCCCUGACAGCAAGCCCCAGGAGAAGGUGCUGCUGAGGAGGGCGCUGCAGAAAGUCCUGCUGUUCUCCUGAGGGAAGAGCCUCAGCUUCUCUUCAGAUGGACUGCAAGGGAAAAACAAUACUGUGACAACAUUUAAGGACUUGAUUGUGUGAUCCUUUUACUUUGAAGUGUUUUUAUAGUUUUUAUAUA
Messenger RNA from Limanda limanda (common dab), 1004 nucleotides. It is a transcript of the gene fbxl22, whose product is annotated as F-box and leucine-rich repeat protein 22. Gene Ontology annotation, biological process: SCF-dependent proteasomal ubiquitin-dependent protein catabolic process. The record is from RefSeq and is a predicted model, not a curated record. Gene Ontology annotation, molecular function: protein binding. Gene Ontology annotation, cellular component: SCF ubiquitin ligase complex. NCBI's taxonomy places the organism in Eukaryota, Metazoa, Chordata, Actinopteri, Pleuronectiformes, Pleuronectidae.